Molecule: messenger RNA, 6369 nt
Organism: Rotaria sordida
Lineage: Eukaryota; Metazoa; Rotifera; Eurotatoria; Philodinida; Philodinidae
Source: the annotation of a GenBank genome assembly
AUGGCAUCGAAUUCAACAAUUCCUCAAGUAUCUCAAUUUCCAGGUGAUCGUACAGCACCAAAAGCAAAUCUUCGUCUUGAAUGGGUUUAUGGCUAUCGAGCAGCUAAUUGUCGAAGUAAUGUACAUUUAACUGAAAAUAAUGAAUUAGUUUAUUUUUCUGCUGCUGUUGCUAUUGUUCAAAAUAUUCAUGAUAAAAAUCGUAAUCAACAACGAUUUUUUCUUGGUCAUGAUAAUGAUAUUAUUAGUUCAUGUCUUCAUCCAGAUAAAAUCACUAUUGCAACAGGUCAAAUUGGUACAAAUGCACAAAUUUGUAUAUGGAAUACACAAGGAAUAAUAAAAUUAGAAAGUCUUUUACAAGGACAUGCAGAUGGUGUUGGAGCAAUGAAUUUUAAUGCAGAUGGAGAAAAAUUAGCUAGUGUUGGUAUUGAUCAUGAUAAUACAAUUAAAAUUUGGGAAUGGCGUCGUGGAAAACUUUUAGCAACUGUUGCUGGACAUACAGAACGUGUUUUUGAUAUUAUUUAUCAUGGUGAUCAUGUUAUUACUUGUGGUGUUAAACAUAUUCGUUUUUGGACAUUACUUGGUAAUACAUUACAAGUUGAAGAAGGACAAUUUGGAAAUUCAGAAGCACAAACACUUUUAUGUCUUGGACAUUUUCUUACUUUGGAUACAAAACAAUUAACAGAAUCUAAAGAUAAUGAUUAUUUAUGUUUUACAGGAGCUAUUAAUGGAGAUCUAUAUGUAUGGAAAAGAUAUAAAAUUGAUCGAAUUAUUCAUGGAGCACAUCAGUCAACAAUUUAUUCAAUUGAUAUAAAUCCUAAUGGUUUUCUAACAAGUGGUAAAGAUGGUAUUGUUAGACAAUGGACAAAAGAUUUUACUCCUAUCGGACAACCAGUUUAUAUUCCAUGUUUAAUCAAUGAUACAGAAGAUAUAAGUGUAUGUGGUAUUGCUUCACGUAAUGGUUAUUGUGUAGCGGGUACUCGUGAUAGUGAAAUCUAUGGAUUUGAAUUAAAUGGAAAUACUAUUCCACAACUUCUUGUUCAAGGUCAUCAUGGUGAUACUUUAUAUGCAUUAGCUUGUCAUCCACGAGAAAAUAUUUUUGCUACUGGUGGAGAUGAUGGUUCACUUAGAUUUUGGAAUGCUGAAAAAAUGUCAAUAAUAACAUUUUAUUUGACACCUUAUGUUCCAUUAUCACCACCUCCUGAUAUUCGAUCGUUAGCUUUUUCAUCAAAUGGAAAUCAAAUAGCUGUUGGAUAUGAUAAUGGUUUUAUUGAAAUUUAUCCAACAUUAUUAAAAGAACAAAAACAACUACGAGUUGAACCAUUAUAUACAAUGAAUGAUCGUACAGAUCGUAUACAAUCAUUAGCAUUUUCUCCAAAAGAUAAAUAUCUUGCUGUUGGUUGUGCUGAUGGAAGUUUUGAUAUUUAUGAUGUUGGAAAUAAAUUUCGAAAUUUACUUUUUAAAAAUCCUGGUAAUAGCAUAUCUGUUACAAAUAUUGAUUGGACUGAUGAUGAAAAAUAUGUUCAUUUUACUGGAGAAAAUAAAGAAGCUUUUAUAGCUAAAAUACCAUCUUUUGAAAUUGUAUCUAAUGAUGAAAAAGAAAAUAUACGUCAUUGGUCAACAUUUACAAGUUUACAACAUAAAGAAGUACGUGGUAUAUGGAAUAAAUUUGCAGAAAAAACAACUAUUGUUGCAAUUAAUGGAAAUGAACAUGCGGGCGUUAUUGCUGCUGGUGAUGAACAAGGACUUAUUAAAUUAUUUCGUUUUCCAAGUGAAAAACGUGGUGCUCAUUUUAAAAAAUAUGUUGGACAUUCAAGUAGAAUCGCUGAUGUUUGUUUUCUUCAUGAUACAAGUCGUUUAAUAACAAUUGGCAGUGAUGAUCGGACAAUAAUGCAAUGGCAUUUUACAUCUGAAUCAGAUUCAAUUGCAAUUGUUGAUGCAAAACGAACGAGUAUUGCACCAACUUCUUCACAAAUGGGAUUAGAUGCAGCAAUUACUGGAGAUAUACCGGAUGAAACUAUUGAAGAUGCACAAAUGUUACAAACAGCUCAAUAUACUGGAGGUUAUUUAGAUUCAGAUUCAGAAGACUCAGAUUCAGAUUUAAGUGGUGUUGAAAUCGAUUCAGAUAUUGAAAAAGAAAAACAAAUUUCAUAUGAUAGAACUUUAUAUAGAGAAGAUUAUCAAAAAUUAAAAAAAACAAUGAAAGAAAAACUACCACCGGGUGAAAAGAGAAAAAAACAACCUGAUGAAGGUCUUACACUUGAUUAUGUAUUUGGAUAUCGUGGUUAUGAUUGUCGAGAUAAUGUUUUUUCUUUAAAAGCUGGUGAAAUUGUUUAUCAUGUUGCUGCACUUGGCAUUGUUUUAAAUACAGAACAAUAUCUACAAAGAUUUUAUAAUUGUCAUACAGAUGAUAUUUUAUGUUUAACUGUUUCACCUGAUAUGACAUUAGUUGCUACAGGACAAAUUGGUCGUGAUCCACCUGUUCAUGUAUGGGAUCCAGUAACAAUGCAAACAAGUUCAAUUCUGAAAGGUCAACAUGAUCGAGGCAUUUGUUCUCUUGGAUUUUCUAGAAAUGGUAAACUUUUAGCUUCAGUUGGUUUAGAUGAUUAUCGAACAAUUGUUAUAUGGAAUUGGAAAAAAGGAGAAAAAAUAUCAUCACAAAGAGGACAUAAUGAUAAAAUUUUUUGUUUACGUUGGAAUCCACAUGAUGAUGCUCGAUUUGUAACUGUUGGUGUUAAACAUAUUAAAUUUUGGGCACAAGCUGGUGGUGGUAUGACAUCAAAACAAGGUCUUUUUGGAAAAAUUGCUGGAAAACAAGGAAAACAAAGUCAAAUGUGUGUAGUUUUUGGUAAAACAGUUGAUAGUUGUAUAACUGGUGGUGGUGAUGGAUCGAUUUAUAUUUGGACAAAUACAUCAUUAACAAGAACGAUUCCAGAUGCACAUAAAGGACCUUUAUUUGCAAUAGCAGCAGUACAAGAUAAAGGUUAUGUAACUGGUGGAAAAGAUGGAAAAGUUAUACUUUGGGAUCCAGAAUUUAAGAAGAGUAUUAAAACAUAUGAAUUAACAAAUAAACAUUUAACUCCAGAUUCUCGAGGUAUGCUUACUGAAGAACCAACUGUAAUUCGUGCUGUUACUUUAACACGUCGUAUUAUUGUUGGAACACGAGGUGGAGAAAUAUGUGAAAUUGAAAAAGAUGGUCGAAUUCGUAUUCCUAUUCAAGGUCAUGCUGAAGGUGAAGUGUGGGGUUUAAGUACAAAUCCAAAAAAAUAUGAAAUAUGUACUGUAAGUGAUGAUAAAACUGUUCGAAUAUGGUCAUUAAAAGAUCGAAGAAUGCUUCGAUUUAAAACUUUUACAAAACUAUUACGUACAUGUGAAUAUUCACAAAAUGGAAAAACAAUUGCCAUGGGAACAAAAGAUGGUCAAGUAAUGAUUUUAAAUGAAACAGAUUUGAAUGUUAUUAUGUCUACUAACCAUAGAAAUCAAGAAGUAUCAGAUAUCAAAUUUUCACCAGACGAUCGAUAUUUAGCUGUUGGUACACAUGAUAAUUUUGUAGAUAUUUAUAAUGUUGAAACACAAAAACGUGUUGGUAUUUGUAAAACAAAUUCAUCUUAUAUAACACAUAUUGAUUGGGAUGCAAAAGGAAAAUUAAUAAUGACAAAUUCAGGUGCAAAAGAACACUUAUUUUAUGAAGCACCACGUGGUACAAGAAUAACAUCAAUUAAAAAAGCUGAUAUUGAAAAAAUGGAUUGGUUUACAUGGACAGGUGUAUUAGGACUUGUUUGUGAAGGUAUUUGGCCACCAGCUACUGAUGUAACUGAUGUUAAUUCAACUCAUUUAACCAAAGAUACACGAACUUUAGCAACUGCCGAUGAUUUUGGUUUUGUUAAACUCUUUGAUUUUCCUGUUAAAGGAAAAUUUGCUAAAUUCAAACGAUAUACAGGUCAUAGUGCUCAUGUAACUCGUGUUCGUUGGACAUUUGAUGAUUCUUAUUUAAUAUCAAUUGGUGGUCGUGAUGUUGCUACAAUAGUUUGGAAACAUGAAUUUGAUCGAGGAACUACAAUUCUUACAGAUUCUAUGUCAAGAACUACUGUUAAUGCAAGUCCUACAACAGUUAAAAAUUCAAUGUCAAGAACUACUGUUAAUGCAAAUCCUACAACAGUUACACUUCCUGUUCAACGACAACCAGGUGAAAGUGACGAUUCUGAUAAUACAGAUUCUGAAGAAGAAGGCUAUGAUUCGGAUGUACAACAUGAUCGACGUAUGGAUUAUAAUGCACGAAUUCUUAUUAAUCCAAUUCGAACAAAAACUGAUGUAAAAGAUAUACGUAAACCAACAACAGAGAAGCAUAGACCAAUCCGUUUAAAAAUGAAACCAUCAGAUAGAAAACCUCAAGAUGAAUUAGCAGUUGUUAAAGCUACUUUCAAAUCUGCACUUAGUUUAGGUUUAUUAAGUGCAACACAAAUAAGUUCAAAACAGGAAGAAAUUGUUGAUGAUGAUAGUAAACCACAAGGACGUAUUGUUGAUCUUCAAUUACAUCAUAUUCAUGGUUAUCGUGGUUUUGAUUGUCGAGAUAAUUUAUUCUAUUUACCUGAUAAUGAAUCAAUUGUAUAUCCAGCAGCUGGUGCUGGUGUUAUACAUGAUAUACGUCGAGGUACGCAAAAAUUUUAUUUAAAACAUACGGAUGAUAUUAUAUCAAUGGCUGUACAUCAUGGAGGAAAACAUGGAAAUAUAGUUGCAUCAGGACAAAUUGGAGAAAAUCCAACAAUUCAUAUAUGGAAUCCACAAUCAAUAAAAACUCUUUCCGUCUUAUCUGGUAAACAUAGACGAGGUGUUUGUUCAUUAAGUUUUUCAGCAAGUGGAAAAUUAUUAUUAUCCGUUGGUGUUGAUGCACCAUAUACAAUAGCUGUAUGGCGAUGGGAAGAAGGUAUUAAUGUUGCAAGUACAACUGCAUCCGAACAACGAAUAUUUCGUGCAUUAUUUCGUUCGGAUUCGGAUACACAUUUUGUAUCAGUUGGUGUAAAACAUUUAAAAUUUUGGUCGGUUGCUGGAAAUACAUUAGUUGAAAAAAAAGGUAUUAUUACAAAAACUGCCGAUGGAAGACGAUCAUCAAAAAUGCAAACAAUGCUUUCAAUUGCUUUUGGACCAGAUGAGCGAACUUAUACAGGUAGUAUGACUGGUUUAGUAUUUAUUUGGCAUGUUAAUACAUUAGAACGAACAAUAAAUGCUCAUACUGGACCGAUUUUUUCAAUGUUUAGUUCAGAUAAUUGUAUUGUUACAGGUGCUAAAGAAAAACGUUCUCUUUCUUCAACCGAUGCACUUAAACCACUUAAAAUAUGGGAUUUUAAUAUGAAUAAUGGACGAUCAAUAAAACUUGAUUUACCACAAACGGAUACAAUUUGUGUUCGAUCUGUUUGUCGUAAUUCUCAAGGAAAAAUUUUAGUCGGUUUAAAAACUUCUGAUAUUGUUGAAAUUGAUGAGAGAUCAUCCAGUUCUCAAUCAGCAUCAUUAGUAUUUGGACAUGGUGAAGGACAAUUAUGGGCAUUAUCACCACAUCCAACUAAACCAUUAUUUGCUACAGGAAGUUAUGAUCGAAAUCUUGUUAUUUGGACUACAAAUACUAAAGGUCUUUUAGUAAAACGUGAUAUGGGAAAAGAAAUUCGUAGUAUUUCAUUUAAUCCUGAUGGAAAUUUAUUAGCAGUUGGUUUUAAAGAUGGACAAGUUAGUUUAGUGAAUUAUUCAGUUGAAAAUAAAGAAUUAACGGAAAUUAUUAAAACAAGAGAACGUAAUGCUGCAAUUCUUUGUGUUAGAUUUAGUCCUAAUGGCAAAAUCUUAGUUGCUUCAUCAGAAAAUUUUUGUAUUGAUUUUUUUGAUGUUCAACAGGAAAAAUUAAUACGUAUUGGUUAUGUAACACAUAUUGAAGAUGCUAUUUCACAAAUAGAUUGGGCUACAAAUUCAAAAUACAUAAGAGCAACUACAAUUGGAUUUCAUGGAUUUAUUUUUCGUGCACCUGCUGGUGAAGAAGUUAAAAAUCAGGAUGAAAUUGAAAAGAUUAUUUGGAAUACUUGGACAAGUCCAAUUGGUGAUGAUAUUCUUGGAAUUUGGCCAAAAGGUGUUAAAAAAGAUCAUAUUAAUUGUGUACAUGCAACAUCAUCAACAAUUGUUACUGGUGAUGAUCAUGGUGCUGUUAAAUUAUUUAAAUUUCCAUGCCCAGAACCUGGAGCUGAAUGUAAAACUUUUUAUGGUCAUUCUGAUAAUGUAACAAGUGUUCGAUUUCUUGCAAAUGAAAGAUAUUUAGUUAGUUUAGGUGGUGAUGAUUGUUGUAUCUUUCUAUGGAGAUGUAUUACCGAAUCAAAUAUUCACGAUGAAAAUUAA